Phytophthora infestans T30-4 is the source of this 228-nucleotide messenger RNA. RefSeq lists its product as uncharacterized. Bases 1 to 228 code for a protein of 75 amino acids. The transcript has a single exon. The record is from RefSeq and is a predicted model, not a curated record. NCBI's taxonomy places the organism in Eukaryota, Oomycota, Peronosporomycetes, Peronosporales, Peronosporaceae.
AUGGUCGAGUACGUACGAGAUGGUCGAGAGGUACGUGAAGCUCCACCGUCCGUUGUUCAACUGGGUCACGGAAUGCUUGUUGAGCAAGGAAUGCAGCAUUAUCUGCUGCGGCGGGGCGAGCACGAGCGCGUCAAGAUGUUGAUCAAUGACUUUACUGUUUUUGAGGCGGCCACUAAGACGAAACAGAAGUCUACUCUGACAUCGGCUGUGCGACGUCUUUUCGGAUAA